AGAAAUGUGAGCAAUGGAUUUAAGGUGUGAUUUGUCCUUAUAUAAUGAGAUCUUCUGCAUAGAGAGAUACACUAACAGUUGUACUGAUAUUGGUGACAUCGGCACUCCUGCAAGUCCCAUACAAGACAAGAACAAUGAGUUCAUCUAAACUACAGGAAAGCAGUGAGGUGAGAAUCGGACAUUCUCUGAAUGAACUUGAGAAAGACUUUUUAACCACAAGAAUAAAAACUGUUCAAAAAUGUCUGGAGAAGCUUGGGAUAGACCCUCAGGGUAAUGUGCCCAAAAUUGCACUAAUGGGUUCUGGAGGAGGAGAACGAGCCAUGCUGGGUUUACUGGGAUCUCUGGUUGAACUAAAGAAAACAGGUCUACUGGAUUGCAUCCUUUAUCUGAGUGGAGUCUCUGGAUCAACCUGGUGCAUGGCGUCUUUAUAUCAGGACUCUGACUGGUCCACUAAUCUCGAUUCAGUAAAAGAGAAGAUCAUUCAGAGACUCAAAGGUCCUGGUGUGAGCUGGAGUGAUGCCAUUUCCAAACUGAAGAAAUAUUAUUAUGAGAAAGACAUCUUUAAUUUAACAUAUUUUUGGGCAGUGAUGAUCGUCACUUCAUAUGUGAAAGAGAUAAACGAACACAAAAUUUCAGAGCAGCGUGUACAUAAUAAAGACCCGUUUCCCAUCUAUACAGUGAUUGACAAGAGAUUCAGACAGCAAAAGAAUUAUAGAGAUACCUGGUUUGAGAUCAGCCCAGUUGAAGCAGGUUAUUCUUUAACUGGAGCGUUUGUGGACAUCUCCAAAUUUGGCAGUCAGUUUGAGGGUGGCUGUAAGAUUAAGGAUCAGCCUGAAAUGGACAUGCUUUACCUGCAAGGCUCUGAAAAUGGAGGCAACAAUGAAGCGACUCAAAUUAAGUUUUACUCGUUGCUCAGCCUCCCUCAUAAUCAUACCAUGGACAAGGACAUUUCAUCUGAGACUGCUUCUCACCUUGCCCUUCGUCUUCCUCCUCCUCCUUCACCACAUCCUCUUCCUCCUCUUCUGCCUCCUCCUCUCCAUCUUCCUCUCCCUCCUCCUCCUCGUCAACCUAUUUGUUCAUCAUGUCCUCUUCCUCCUCCUUCACCACGUCCUAUAGACAAGCGUAGAUCUGUCCACUAUCUGAACGUUGUUAUUUUUUUAUUUUUAUUACGUUUAUUGAAUGAAUGUAAAUGGAAAGAAAUCGAAACACAGUUUUUACAAAAACGUAUGUAUUCCUUUUUUACAGAACUUGAUGGAGGUGAAUGUAAGCUGGAGUUUCAAAUGGAUAAGACAGAGAAAAAUUACAUGAAGGACUUCACUUUGGCUGUUUGUGAACAUUUAAAGCUCAGGCUCAAUAUCUGGCAGUUCAAUUUGAUUUCUUGCAUUAUAAUGUGUUUUGUUUUGUGGAUCUGGGGCAGAGAGUACAACUUUGUGUACAAAAUGAAAGAUGAUGCAGUGCCAAUCGUUCUUCAGGACAGUGAGAAGAGAGAUUAUGAAGACGCCGGUUUGUGCCUCAACUCAUCUUACAUGUCAGUACUGAGACAGGAGAGAGACAUUGACCUCAUCAUAUCCCUGGAUUUCAAUGACGGAGAUCCUUUUGAGACAGUGAAGAUAGCUGCUGAAAUGUGCAGGGAACUAAAAAUACCUUUCCCUAAAGUUGAUAUACCAAAUGUGGAGUACCCAGAGGACUUUUAUGUGUUUAAAGGCCAUGGAGAAGCACCGACCGUGAUCCACAUCCCUCUCUUCAACACGGUCAACUGUGGAGAUGACAUUGAUGAGUGGAGAGAGAGAUAUCACACAAUUCAAUUUCCCUACAGUACUGAUAUGAUUGAUCCUCUUGUGGAUGUUGCUGGCAAAAACAUCACAAACAACAAAGAGAAACUGCUGGAUAAGAUUCAAGCGUGCAUUAAAAAGAAACAUUUUUCUAAUUAAAUAACAGCAAAUCAGCUUGUAACAAUUGCAGAACCCCUUUUGGUGCUAAACAGAGGCCUUUAUACCUUGCCUUAAAAGAUCCUAAUCUUAAAACCUAUAUAUCUCUGUAUCUCAUAUAAGAUGUCAUACAAUAAGACACAAGACUUUUUUUAAGAUGUCAAAUAAAUCUUUGGUUUCACUAGAGCACAUAUGUGAAGUUUUCUCUCAAAAUACCAUAUAAAUAAUUUAUUAUAGCAUGUUUAAAUUGCCACAUGGUAGGUGUGUGUGAAAUUCAAACACUGAUCACAAUGAUGGUGGUUUGUUGCAAUCAAAACUCAAUUGUGCUUUUCUCUGCACUAAAUGGCAGUGCUGUGGUUGGAUAGUGCAGAUUAAGGGGAGGUAUUAUUAUAAUAAGAGCUCCUUAUGACAUCAUAAGGAGUGCCAAAUUUCAAUGACCUAUUUUUUCAUGUGUUUGUAGAGAAUGCACUUAAAGGUGGAGUGCACAAUGUUUGAAAGCCAAUGUUGAUAUUUGAAAUCACCUAAACAAACACGCCCCUACCCCAAUAGAAUCUGGACCUUCUUUUAAAAGACCCGCCCCACAAACACGCAACCCGGCAAGGAUGUCGGUUAGUAGACACGCUCCUUACUGCUGAUUGGCUAUAAGUGUGUUUUGGUAGUCGGCCCGUCUCCUUUUCCAAGGCGUUUUUCAAACAUUGUGCACUCCGCCUUUAACUCUUUCGCCGCCAUUGACGAGAUAUCUCGUCAAUCAAGAGAAAACGCUUCCCUGCCAAUAACAAGAUUUUCUGGCUUUCCGCAAUACCGCUAUUAUCCACCGCCCUUCCUCAACUUUUUAAAGCCGGAAGUAUUGCUCUAUGGCAAGCGGCUGUAUGUCCGUGUCUGUUUUAAAGAUCGCUCUGAAUGGGAUCUCUAUGAAAAGUCCGUCACAAAAAUGGAAUUAUCUCUGCUUUUUGCUCAAAAUGUGGUGUUUUUGCAGACCCUUACGAAAAUUAACCAUGGUUUUACUACAGUUAAGACCAAAAAACCAUGGUUACUGUAGUAAAACCAUGGUUACCACAAAAUAACCAUGGUUUUGACAACCAUGGUUUUCAAAAACCAUAGUUAAACCAUGGUUAGUGUAGUAAAACCAUGGUUUUGCUCAUAGUAAUCAAUUGACCAAAAAAUCAUGGUUACUACACUUUUACCACAAUAAAAUCAUGG
Messenger RNA from Misgurnus anguillicaudatus (oriental weatherfish), 3128 nucleotides. NCBI's taxonomy places the organism in Eukaryota, Metazoa, Chordata, Actinopteri, Cypriniformes, Cobitidae. The record is from RefSeq and is a predicted model, not a curated record.